AUGGGAAUACCGAGGUCCCCUGGGCACCUGGUACCGGGAUCCUCUCGCAGUUGGUACCGAGGUCCCCUGGGCACCCGCUACCGGGAUUCUCUCGCAGCCGGUACCGAGGUCCCCUGGGCACCUGGAUCCUCUCGCAGUCGGUACCAGGCUUCCCUGAGCACCCAGUACAGGGAUCCUCUGACGGUCGGCAGCACAAAGCGAGCAGGAUUCCCUGGACAUGGGGAGCCCCGGGGCCGGGGCGCAGCUCCCCGCGCUCCGGCCCCGCUCGACGCCGCUCUCCGUGCCCGCAGGUUUUGCGGGGAGUGCCUGCAGCCCUGCCUCCAAGUGCCCUCCCCGCUGUGCCCGCUCUGCCGCAUGCCCUUCGAUCCCAAGAAGGUGGAGAAGGCCUCCAACGUGGAGAAGCAGCUCUCGGCCUACAAGGCCCCUUGCAGAGGCUGCAGCAAGAAGGUAACCCUGGCGAAAAUGCGGUCUCACGUCUCCUCCUGUGCGAAGGUGCAAGAGCAGAUGGCCAACUGCCCCAAGUUCGUCCCUGUCGUCCCCACGUCCCAGCCCAUCCCCAGCAACAUUCCCAAUCGCUCGACAUUCGUGUGUCCGUACUGCGGGGCCCGGAACUUGGACCAGCAGGAGCUAGUGAAGCACUGCAUGGAGAACCACCGCAACGACCCCAACAAAGUGGUGUGCCCGGUGUGCUCGGCCAUGCCCUGGGGGGACCCGAGCUACAAGAGCGCCAACUUCCUGCAGCACCUCCUGCACCGGCACAAAUUCUCCUACGACACCUUCGUGGACUAUAACAUCGACGAGGAGGCAGCGUUGCAGGCUGCCCUGGCACUGUCGCUCUCCGAGAACUGAAGGCGACUGCGGAGCAUCAGUUGGACCCACCCGCACACCCCUUCUCCUCUUGCACACUCGGCCUUCCUGCCGGAGAGCUACGGAGCUCCUUGGCCCCUCGGCACCCCCGGAGACCCUCCGCCUCUCUCCCGACUUCUCUCUGGGCUGAUCCCACCUUGUUUAAGAAGGUGGAGUCUCUUUAGCAUCACGCUGGAUCGGUGAGUGAGCAGAGACGUCCGCUCUUGGGAGGAGAGAGCUAUCCGUGCUGAAGGACUGGGAUUGUCCCUCGUUUGGGCGUUUCAUAUCCAUAUACGGAGUAUAUACCUGUAUCCAGAUCUAUUUAUUAUUAGAUGCUUUUUGGCACCAUUUGUCUUCAUGCUCUUUGUUGCAAUUUAAUAGGUAUCUAAAACUAUGAUGCAUUUUAUGCAAAAAUGCCCUAGUUUUAAACUGGAAUCAUCCAUGUUCUUU
Messenger RNA from Tinamus guttatus (white-throated tinamou), 1296 nucleotides. Lineage: Eukaryota; Metazoa; Chordata; Aves; Tinamiformes; Tinamidae. The record is from RefSeq and is a predicted model, not a curated record.